Molecule: messenger RNA, 1864 nt
Organism: Dipodomys ordii (Ord's kangaroo rat)
Lineage: Eukaryota; Metazoa; Chordata; Mammalia; Rodentia; Heteromyidae
Gene: Peli3
Product: pellino E3 ubiquitin protein ligase family member 3
Exons: 8
Coding region: 29-1438 (469 amino acids)
Biological process (GO): protein K63-linked ubiquitination; regulation of Toll signaling pathway
Molecular function (GO): ubiquitin protein ligase activity; protein binding
Source: RefSeq, a predicted model, not a curated record
UCUCGAGCCAGGAACUCUGAAUGAGAGAAUGGUGCUUGAAGGAAAUCCUGAAGUGGGGUCUUCCCGAACCUCAGACCUCCAGCACCCUGAGAACAGUGGCUCUUGCCUUCUCUCUUCUCCUGGUGAAGAUGCACAGCCAGGCGAGGAGCCCAUCAAAUAUGGCGAACUCAUCGUCCUAGGAUGCUGUGAGGAAGGAGGUGAGGAAACCGAGGCUCAGAGAGGGGAAGUGCCUGGUCCAAGGGCACACAGCUGCUACAAUGGGUGUCUGGCAAGCGGGGACAAGGGCCGCCGGCGGAGCCGCCUGGCACUGAGCCGCAGGCCACAUGCCAACGGAGUGAAGCCAGACGUCAUGCACCACAUUUCCACACCGCUCGUCUCCAAGGCCUUGAGUAACCGAGGCCAGCACAGCAUCUCAUACACACUGUCCCGGAGCCACUCGGUCAUAGUGGAGUACACACACGACAGCGACACAGACAUGUUCCAGAUUGGCCGCUCCACUGAGAACAUGAUCGACUUCGUGGUAACAGACACCUCCCCGGGAGGAGGGGCCACCGAGGGCCCUUCUGCCCAGAGCACCAUUUCCCGUUAUGCCUGUCGCAUCCUCUGUGACCGCAGGCCACCCUACACGGCCCGCAUCUAUGCUGCCGGCUUUGACGCCUCCAGCAACAUCUUCCUUGGAGAGCGGGCAGCCAAAUGGCGGACCCCCGAUGGCCUGAUGGAUGGCCUGACCACCAAUGGGGUCCUGGUGAUGCACCCUGCGGGCGGCUUCUCCGAGGACUCGGCCCCAGGUGUCUGGCGGGAGAUAUCAGUCUGCGGGAACGUGUACACACUGCGGGACAGCCGCUCGGCCCAGCAGCGGGGGAAGCUGGUGGAGAACGAAUCCAACGUGUUGCAAGACGGCUCCCUCAUCGACCUGUGUGGGGCCACGCUGCUGUGGCGCACUCCGGCAGGCUUGCUGCGGGCGCCCACGCUGAAACAGCUGGAGGCCCAGCGGCAGGAGGCCAACGCAGCGCGGCCCCAGUGUCCCGUGGGCCUCAGCACCCUGGCCUUCCCCAGUCCAGCCCGGGGCCGCACAGCCCCUGACAAGCAGCAGCCCUGGGUCUACGUCCGCUGCGGCCACGUCCACGGCUACCACGGCUGGGGCUGUCGACGGGAGCGGGGGCCCCAGGAGCGUGAAUGUCCGCUCUGCCGACUUGUGGGUCCCUAUGUACCCCUGUGGCUAGGCCAGGAGGCUGGGCUGUGCCUGGACCCGGGGCCCCCCAGUCAUGCUUUCGCACCCUGCGGCCAUGUCUGCUCUGAGAAGACUGCCCGCUACUGGGCCCAGACACCACUGCCGCACGGCACGCACGCCUUCCACGCGGCCUGCCCCUUUUGCGGGGCCUGGCUCACCGGCGAACAUGGCUGCAUCCGCCUCAUUUUCCAGGGGCCUCUGGACUAGGCUCUCCAGGGCCCUCCCGGCUGUGCCCACCUGCUCCAGCCCCCCCAACCCCUGCAGCUCACAGGGAGCUCUGCAUGUGGAAUUCUGCCUGCUGGCACCUGGCCACACCAGCUGGACACACUGGAUGGGUGGGGCCCCUCUCCCCAAGGGGGUUCUGGAAAUCUUCCCAGUCAUCCUGAAGGGAAUCUGCGGUACCAGCGGUGCCCCCAGGCGAUGGAGGCAAGCUCAGGCCCCUGCCGUACCCUUCCUGGGGUCUCCCCCAUCAUGCCGGUUACACUGUGCCCCUGCCAGGGGAGUGAAGGGACGAUGGCCCCUGACCCCCAACUUGUGCUGGUUGGGCUCCCCAGCCUGCCAACCUGGUAACAGAUACUCACCCUUCUCGCUGCUGCCCUGAGUUCCCUUAGAAACCUCGCUGCUCAGCUGCCC